AUGGAGUGUCUGUCUUCUAUUCUCUCACCAACCGCGGUGAAAUUCUCUUAUCCAAUGCUUGCUUCAAUGGCUGCCUCUGCAGCUACUGUUCCUUCUUUCUCAUUGAAGUCCAUGGCCUCUGGACAGCGAAGAACAGCUACUUCAAAACACUCGGCAAAACCCACUAAAACCCUCUCUGCAACAACAGCAACAAACCCAGUUUCUAGUACAACCAGCACAAGCACAGCCACAUCGCUACCUCCCAAGAAGGUUCUGGUUCCAAUUGGGUUGGGGACAGAAGAAAUGGAAGCUGUCAUUAUAGUUGAUGUUCUGCGCCGAGCUGGUGCUGAUGUCACUAUGGCCUCGGUGGAGCCACAGCUCCAAAUUGAAGCUUCUUGUGGUACUAAAUUGGUUGCUGAUACCUCCAUUUCCGCAUGUUCCGAUCAAAUUUUUGAUCUUGUGGCUUUGCCGGGAGGAAUGCCUGGCUCGGUGAGGUUAAGAGACUGCGCAGCACUGCAGAAAAUUACAAGCAAACAGGCUGAGGAAAGGAGGUUAUAUGGAGCUAUAUGUGCUGCUCCAGCAGUAACACUUCUACCAUGGGGUCUUCUAAGGAGAAGGCAGACUACAUGCCACCCUGCAUUCAUGCACAAGCUUCCAACGUUCUGGGCAGUCAAAUCAAACAUUCAAGUUUCAGAAGGGCUCACAACAAGCCGUGGCCCUGGAACUUCUUAUGUGUUUGCCCUAUGCCUAGUUGAACAGCUAUUUGGGGAAUCUGUUGCCAAGGGAAUUGGAGAAUCAUUGUUGGUGUGCCUCGAUGAUGAUAACUCUAGAAAGGAAGAGUUCAACAAAGUUGAGUGGUCUUUUGAUCACAUCCCUCGCGUUCUGAUUCCAGUUGCAAAUGGUUCUGAGGAGAUUGAAGUAGUAACUAUUGUAGAUAUUCUACGACGAGCAAAGGUCGAUGUAGUAGUUGCUUCAGUUGAAAAAUCUGUGCAGAUUUUGGCAUCUCAAGGCACCAAAAUCAUUGCUGACAAGUUGAUUGGUGUUGCUGCAGAGUUAACUUAUGAUUUAAUCAUUCUUCCGGGAGGAACUGCUGGUGCUGAGCGGUUAAACAAAUCUAGGAUUCUAAAGAACCUCCUCAAAGAACAAGAACUAGCUGGAAGAAUAUACGGAGCAGUCUGUUCCUCACCAGGAAUCCUACAUAGACAAGGCUUACUGAAGGGUAAGAAAGCCACUGCUCACCCUUCCAUUGUAAGCAAGCUGACAAAUGAAGUGGUAAAUGGCACCAAAGUAGUGAUUGAUGGGCAAGAAGUGUUGCAGAAGGCCUUGUUUAUGAGUACCCGAGGAGUUAAGAUGAUCCGGACUCAGAGCCAAGUCCUUGCAGAUGGAAUGCAAUCUUCAUCCCCUAGCCAUGAAGAGUAUAGACUGUUAGAUCACAUUAGCCUAUGGAAGCAGAAUUUUCAUACCAAACAGUUUUGGAAAAUGGAUGUUCGAAAGUAUUGA
Prunus armeniaca (apricot) is the source of this 1479-nucleotide messenger RNA. The record is from the annotation of a GenBank genome assembly. NCBI's taxonomy places the organism in Eukaryota, Viridiplantae, Streptophyta, Magnoliopsida, Rosales, Rosaceae.